Xiphias gladius (swordfish) is the source of this 2713-nucleotide messenger RNA. RefSeq names its product regulator of chromosome condensation 2 (gene rcc2). The coding region runs from base 428 to 1984 and encodes 518 amino acids. The transcript is spliced from 13 exons. The record is from RefSeq and is a predicted model, not a curated record. NCBI's taxonomy places the organism in Eukaryota, Metazoa, Chordata, Actinopteri, Istiophoriformes, Xiphiidae.
GCGAGGUAAUGUUAGCACAAUGAACCCUAUCAGUCCGCUAUUUUUUAAAUUUUACUCAAGGUUAUUUCAGUCUGCGAUCAAGGAAAGUUGCUCCUUUUAAAGAACAUACAAACUUUACAUAGCACGUUUGUAUAGCGGCUGUUUAACUACGUAACGUUAACUUUACAUGUUGUGCGUUAGCACGCCAGCUAGCUUACUACCCGAGCAUUAUGUGAACAAAGAGCGACAGUGGUUAGCUCGUUAGGCUAAUGAGGCUAGCAGCUAAGCUACUAGACGGUCUCCCGUACGUGUCUUAGUUUGUUGUUGGUUUUUAGUCUCUGGCUCUAAUUUUCACUGGCUAUGAUUAAACAAACAUUCAAGAAGGUAAUUUGAGAAAAGUGGCCAAAUUUUCCACUUUAAUGGCUGGUACUUGACAAUAGAGGUAACCAUGGCUAUGUAUUUAAACUUACUUCUUAAAGACACAUGCAGAACUGUAGUUGGUUGCUCUUCUGAUCGAAAAAUGCCACGUAAGAAGGUGACAGACAUCUCAGGGAAUGGUGGGAUGAAAAAGAAGAGGGCCAGUGGAAAAAGGAAAGAGAGGGACUUUAGUAGCGACGAUGAGUUUGACUUCGAGCAGGAGAACAACAAGAAACCGGGCAAACCUGCUGCCAAGUCUGGUCUCCAGCCUGUCACUGUGGCAGAUGAUGUCAAAGAGAAAAUAAAACUUGAGUGUCCAAAGGUAAGAGGACAACUGCUCAUCUUUGGAGCAACCAACUGGGAUUUGAUUGGAAGAAAGGAGGUGCCCAAACAACAAGCUGCUUUCCGCAACCUGGGCCAGAAUCUGUGGGGUCCUCACCGCUACGGCUGUCUGAAUGAUGUCCAGGUUAGUUGUGUGGUGGCAGGUCCCUGUGCUGCACACAGUCUCCUUAUGACCACUGAGGGCAAGCUGUGGAGCUGGGGUCGUAAUGACAAAGGUCAGCUGGGUCACGGCGACACCAAGCGCCUGGAAGCUCCCAAGUUAAUCGAGGCCCUGGCAGAUCACGUGAUUGUUGCUGCAGCCUGUGGACGCAAUCACACCCUGGCACUCACAGAGGAUGGCACCGCUUACUCUUUUGGUGAGAACAAGCUGGGCCAGCUUGGCCAAGGCAACCAGACUGAUGCAGUCCUCAGCCCAGCGCCAAUUUCCUACAAUGGCCAGCCCCUGGUGAAGGUGGCUUGUGGAGCUGAAUUCAGCAUGGUGGUGGACUGCAAAGGAAACCUGUACUCCUUUGGCUGCCCGGAGUAUGGACAGCUGGGUCACAACAGUGAUGGGAAGUUCAUAGCUCGUGCCCAACGCAUUGAGUUUGACUGUGAGCUCAUUCCUCGCCGUGUUGCCAUCUUCAUUGAGAAGUCCAAGGAUGGCCAGAUCAUGCCCGUGCCUAAUGUGGUGGUCCGAGAUGUUGCCUGCGGGGGUAACCACACAUUGGUGCUGGACUCUCAGAAGCGAGUGUUCAGCUGGGGUUUUGGUGGUUACGGGCGUCUGGGCCACACAGAGCAGAAGGACGAGAUGGUUCCCCGACUGGUCAAAUUAUUUGACUUUCCUGGACGUGGUGCCAGUCAGAUCUAUACAGGCUACCAGUGUUCGUUUGCUGUCAGUGAGAUGGGGGGGCUGUUUUUCUGGGGGGUGACAAACACUUCUAGAGAGUCAACCAUGUACCCCAAAGCUGUGCAGGAUCUGUGUGGCUGGAAGAUCCGCAGUCUUGCAUGCGGGAAGAGCAGCAUUAUUAUUGCUGCAGAUGAGAGUACGAUCAGCUGGGGCCCCUCACCCACAUUUGGAGAGCUGGGAUAUGGAGACAACAAACCUAAAUCCUCCACUACUGCCCAGGAGGUCAAGACCUUGGAUGGCAUCUACAUUGAGCAGGUGGUGAUGGGCUACUCUCACUCUCUGGUUAUUGCCAGACAGGACACUCAGCAGGAACAGGAUAAACUGAAGAAGCUGCCUGAGUACAACCCCCGAACAAUCUGAUUUGACCUGUAACGGCAAUACCUCAACCUUUUUCACUGGAGCAGAGACCAGCGAUGCUCAGUAGGAACACCUGGCCUGUUUAGUCACUACUGGUCAUGGUAGUGUGCUAGUGGGAUGGUUGAGUUCGGGGGGGGAGGCACUCAAAAGUCCGAAAGAUAUCCACACAUUUCAACUACCAGCAAACUGGUUCUGAACCAAUUUGGACACUGAUAUCAGAGAAAAUGGGACUAGAGAUGGAAAGAUCCUUCGGAUGAUCCAGCUCUCACAAUGAAACGGUCAAGAUACCUUCACUUCCCACCUCGAGUGAACCUGCAACAGUUUGCUCCAAGGACUUCACACCUAGCAGAGUUGUGCUUCUCAAAACCUUUUUCCAUUUUUGUAAUACAGCCAAACAUUUAUGUCUUCAUGUCUCGUUCUGUUGUUUUCUUUGUAUUGCAGUAUUUGAAAUGAUAGAGUUGUUUGUCACAUUUACGGGUGCUACAGCAGAACCCUCAGUCUUUUCCUACUAAGGGGUUUUCAAAGACCAACACUCCAUACCUGUGCCUUUUUCUAUGUGUAUGUUCAGGAUAUGGAAGUCUUGUUUGUGUUGUUCAGAGGCUCAGCUGAUCAGUUUGAUUUAAAGUAUAUGGCAGUAUGAGCAGGUGUGUGUGUGCAGCUGCCACAGAUUACAAUCAGGAUUUGGAACAUGAUGUUCUGAGUUAGUGCACUCCACUCAAUGUUACAUUCCUU